AUGGCUGGAGGUUAUGAGAGGGUGAAUGCCCAUGAUCACGAUGAAGACGGCUUCGAAGCCCCCAACUCCGCUCCGCCAAGACGACAAUCGCAGCCCGUCCCCAACUCACCACCGCCCUCUUUCCACUCCAGAGCGUCCUCGCGCGACCGUCGUGGAGUUGAUCCCGCACUGGCAGACGCCUUCGAUACCGACGGUGACGAUAGCGAUGACGACGCCGAUGACCGACAACGCUUAGUCCGCGCCGACUCCACCCAGGCUUCCCGCGACGCAUCACGCAACCCUUCCUCGGAAUCGAGACCCCAGCCCGAACGCCAUGUCACACAACUGCCACCAACAGCCUCCACCACCGCCGGCGGCCCGACAACGCCCUUCCGCAUUUACGGCAGCGGCAUCCAGAAUGAAGGCGUCUUUUCCAACUUGACUGCGAAGCCCGAGCGUGGAGGCGAGGUGAAGGAAGAACAACCUCCCACGUACGAGCAGGCUGCUGCCGAUGCCGCUCCCCCCUACUGGGAAACCACGAUCCUCGCUCCUGGCCUCGGCGGCCCCGACGAAGUCUACAUCGACGGCAUGCCCGUGGGCUCACUCUUCAGUUUUGUCUGGAACGGCAUGAUCUCCAUGUCCUUCCAGAUCGUCGGCUUCAUCCUGACCUACCUCCUUCACUCGACCCACGCCGCCAAGAACGGUUCGCGCGCGGGCCUCGGCAUCACGCUGAUCCAGUACGGCUUCUAUAUGAAGGGAACGACGGAGGGUGACCAUCCACCCAAGAUGAACGGCCAAGACGGUUACGCUGCGCCUCCCGACCCAAAUUCUCACAACUUCGACCCCAACGCGGUUACGGGCGAGGGUGGCGGCGGCGUGGCGGACAUCACUGGACAGGAGUGGAUUGCCUACAUUCUAAUGGUAGUUGGCUGGUUCGUCCUUAUCAGAUCUGUUAGCGACUAUCUGAAGGCGAGGCGACACGAGCAGCUGGUGCUCCAGAGCCCAGACCGCGGCCUGCCCGUGCCCAUCAUUGCCGAGGGCGAAUCGACGGAGAGAGUGGUUUAG
Colletotrichum chrysophilum is the source of this 1044-nucleotide messenger RNA. RefSeq lists its product as uncharacterized. The record is from RefSeq and is a predicted model, not a curated record. The transcript has 3 exons. Gene Ontology annotation, biological process: ubiquitin-dependent protein catabolic process; vacuolar transport; metal ion transport. The coding region runs from base 1 to 1044 and encodes 347 amino acids. Lineage: Eukaryota; Fungi; Ascomycota; Sordariomycetes; Glomerellales; Glomerellaceae. Gene Ontology annotation, cellular component: perinuclear region of cytoplasm; endoplasmic reticulum; Golgi apparatus.